AUGAAAGAUGGAGCAGAGGAGGAGGACGAAGGGACGGAGACGGAGGUGGAAGAAGAGGUCGAGCAGGAACAGGGGGUACAGGACGACAGCAUCAUGAUCAUCGACGACGACCAAACGACGAUCACCACGGUUUCCCGCGAGUCGACUCCUCGGAGUCCCUCGUGGCCUCCACUAUCUCCUGAGACGUUGGCAAAGUCGCUGCGCGAGGGUGCGGAGUGGGACCGAGCUAACGCCGAAGCUGCUGCACGUGUCCAAGCAGAAAAGGAGGCGAUCAUCAACGCCCAACUCGACGCGGAGGAACCGCUCGUUCGCCACCAAUUUGCAGAGUGGGGUCAGGAAGAUGGACAACUGCGAUUCAUCAACAUUCGUGGCACCGGCUCCGGGUCGAACAAGAAGAUGAAGAGGUCGCAAACGGUGGCCGAUCUCAGCGAUCCGAGCGACGACCCGGUCGAUAUCAAGCGCGUUCUGAACAGGGUCAAAGGUCGAGCAGGAAAGGAGGUAGCGGGUCAGGGGAAGAGGGUGACGAGGUCGAUGUCGGCGGCGGCGGCGAUGCAGGUCGAGGGGGCCAAGGCGAAAGCGGAGAAGGGUAAAGGGGUGGAGGAGGAGAAGCGCUGGUCCGACCACGAGCCCGAAGAUGACAUUCUCCCCGAAUUCCCACUCUUUGAGGACGACACUACCGCCAAGAGCACGUCUACAUCGUCUAUCCAAUAAUGAUCAAGCACACCAUCACCAGCUGGAACGUGAGGAGGUGCAUGGGGAUCCCGGAAAAGCGACGCAACAUUUACACCUAUUUAUCAACAUUCAAAGCAUCCGCCAUUCUACUACAAGAACACUUCAUCAAACCGGAACUCUGGCAAUGUAUCAAGGACGAGUACGAGGGCAAGGUCUUCAUCAGCAAACACUGUCUGACUCUGAUCCCCGCCGACUCGCCCCUGAUCGACGCCGAGAUUUUGCGCACCCACUCGGCACUCGACGGACGAAUCCUGGUCACCUCCUUUCGACUUCGAGGCGACAUCCGGAUACUCGAGAUCAACAACAUUUACGCACCAGUCGAUACAAAACAACGACUCACAUUCUUUGACAAACUACAUUUCCACAGGACGCAGAGCACCCACCUUCGACUCCUCGGCGGCGAUCUCAACGACUGCCCGCUGCCGGCGAUCGAUCGGCGGAACCAAGGUCGGCACGGCCAUCACUGGCCGAUCCUGAUCGGCAAGCUCGACUCGCCCUACACCGACUGCAUACGAUUCAAACACCCGCUCACACCAUCUUUCACUCGACCCAACAUCGUCCGCAAGCGACCAAAGUCCUUUUCACGACUUGACUACUUCCUUCUGCAGCGCACCCACCAAAAGCGACUCGUCCAAGCCUCGACGAUCUACGACCACCCCAAGGACCUUUCGGAUCACCGACCGGUCUCGAUCGUCCUAGUUCUCUCGGAUGAGCGAGGAGACGCGGCUCAACCCAACAAUAGUUUACCAACGACAUCAAACCAAUUACAUCGUAUCAACGCAGCGACCUUCAAGACGGCGGAGUUCCAGGGGAUGUUGGAAGGAUGGUUGGAAGGAGCGAGUGGGGAGGAACCGGUGGGGGAGCUCGAGGUGGUGCUGGGGAACUGCGCGAAGGAGGGUCGGGAGCUGGCGAGGAGGGAGCAUCGGGAGCGGGUGGAGCGGAUGGCGGUCUUGGUGGGAAGGGUGCAGGAUCUGGAGGCGUUGCCGGUGAUGGGGGACGAGGAGACGGCCGAAUGGACGCGGACGACGGAGGAACUUAGGCGAGCGGUCAACGAGCGCGCGCGCCAACUUCGGAUCCGAGCCCACGUACCCGAAAUCGCUACCGAGGAACGACUGUCGCGGCCGGUCCACGCCAAGCUCGCGGCACGGAGUUCGGAUUCCAAGAUCACAGCACUGCGAUUGCCCAACGGAGAGCUGACACAUGACAUUGACGUCGCGCUUGACCACACACAGGCGCACUUUCAGCGCCUCUACGAUCUCGAGCCGCGCGAUCGGGACCACGUCGAGCGACUUAGGGACGAUUUCUUGGCGCCGAUCAGGUCGGCGCGCACUUGCGAUGACCCGAGCUCGGACCCGCUCUUUCUGCGACGACUCUCGGAAGCGCACAUCGAGCUGCUGCAGCAACCCAUCACCGAGGACGAGGUCGUAGCCGCAAUCGCAACAACACACCCCGGUCGAUCGCCGGGUCCAUCUGGCGUGCCCUACGAGCUCUAUCACACAGCGCCGCGGGCGUGGGCCAAGGCGCUGAGCAGGGCCUUCAACGCGAUGACCGAGCGCGGCUCGCUUUCACCGAAGCAGGGGCAAGGACUCGCUCGCCUGCUCUUCAAGCACCACAAGAUCGGGGCCGAUCGCGCCGAGCUCUCGUCGUACCGGCCCAUCACCUUGCGCGAGUGCGACUACAAGCUCUUCACCAAGGUCUACGUUGCGCGACUCAACCACGUGCUGCCGGACCUGCUCCCACCGCAACAGCACGGCUUCGUCAAGGGCCGCCGAUCGGCGGACGCGUCAUUCCACCUGCGACUCUUGAUCGAAGAGCUGGGCGCGCGCGGCACCGAGUUCCCUGACGCGGCGCUCUUGUCUCUUGACCAAUCGUCGGCUUACGACCUCGUCGAGCACGAAUGGAUCUUCGCCAUCUUCGACGCUCUCGGCGCUCCUGCCGCCUUCCAACGCGUUCUGAGGAUGCUCUACUCGGGUGACUCAACCACGGCGCGAUAUAUCAUCAACGGCUUCUUGACUCCGCCGGUGCGGCUGACGUGUGGGCUCGGCCAAGGGGACCCGGCGUCGUCGUCGGUCUGGGAUGUCGUGUUCCAGCCGUUCCUGGAUGCUCUGCACCGUCGAGGCAUCGCGCUGAACCUCUCGCUUCCUACCAUUCACCCCUACCCACAGAGCCGCGCCAUUACAUCCCUUGCGUUUGCCGAUGACGUCGUCGUCGCUGUCGCGGGCUCGGAGUCACUCAACUUGCUCGACGACCUGGCGCUCGACUGGAGGCUCGCAACCAAUGGCCGGCUCAACACCGACAAGACCGUCGUACUACCCAUCGGGUGUCGCUGGGAGGCUGGCGAUCGUCCGCUCGUCGUCAAGGCCGAGGGCGAGUCGCUCGAGUGGAUCGGCCUAUCUUUCGACCCCACCGGCAACACCGAACUCGCCAACGUGAAUCUCGUCGCACGGCUCGAAGCGGUGCUCGAUUCGGCACGGGACCGAGGGCUCACACACCACACCCGAGCGUUCUACGUCAACCGAUACGCCAUUCCCAAGAUUCUGCACAUCCUCUCCGCCGACAUCCCACCGCUCGAGGUCGUCAAGGAGCUUGAUCGCAUUCUCGCCGACUUUGUCCGCGGCGGCAAGAGGAGGUCGUGCUAUGGCAAGGACGUCGUCUUCACACCGAGGUUCAAGGGGGGUCUUGGGGUCAUGCGGAUGCAGGACGUCGUCGACUCGGUUGCGGCACGCGUCUGGGACGUGCUUCUUGGCGGUUCGGAUGCGAUCUGGCAGGGACUUGCGCGCGCGGCGAUUGUACGAGCCCAUCCCGCCCCCGACUUUGACUUGGCAACCGAUGCGUGGCCUUGCGACUACACUCCGAUCCGAACCGAUCUACACCCAAGAUGGCAGGCCGUGCUGAAGGUACCAUCGACGCACAAUGCGCAAGUCAAGCCGAGGACGUUGACGCUCGCGAACCUUCUCGCUCUUCCGAUCAAGUUGCACACCCUUCACUACCUACCGGGAGCACCAGCUGUGUCGCGACCACCCUACGACGCCGACUAUGCUGCGUUUGCCAUUUACGCCAAGGUAGCGGACCUGUUUCGACGCGAGCUGUACCCGGGCGGGGGCUUUCAUCUCUGGACGCCGCCGACGGAUGUGGUCGUCAGCAACAGCGAAUACGAUCAACGGGGCCGCCCACAACGAGAGCACAUCGUGGCAUGGUACCGACAUGCGAUCAAUCGAUUGAGGUUCACACCAAUAGCUCAACCGGUGGCGGCAGUACGAAUCAACGGGCCUCCCCGAGUCCGCCCCACCACGCCGCUCGAGUCGAUCCUGCCCCAUCCGAUCGACCCGCCGCAGCGCCUUCCGAGACCGGCUCUCCCAGACCAAUCAACACAAUACAACUUGCUCAGCAUGGAUCGGCCAUACACCAUCCGUCGCGUCCGCCGAGUCUUGAAUGCAAAGGCCUUCACCGACACGAUCGGUUUCAGGGACUCGCUGCAGCCCGACGAUCUCAAGGGAUUCUGGAAGGGGGUCAACUCGAAGGCAUUGACGGCGAGGGAACGCGAGGUGUGGUUCAAGCUCGUCAGGAACUUCACCCCGACUCGGAGUCUGCAGUUUCAUCAAAAGCACGACGACUCGCCCGCGUGCCUCGUCUGUGGAGCGCCCAAGGACGAUCGGGAGCACUACUUCUUCGACUGCGUUGACUCUAGGAACGUUUGGAUCGCGGCAAGGGGCGUGCUCUGCGACGCACUGGGGCUCGACACGAUCGACAACACGCAUUACACGGCCGUUCAACGCAUGUUCGGACUUCCGAAGCUCAAGGCCAGUCUGCGCGAUCAAGAAGGAGCGGGGAGGACGAUCGAAAUAUUCACCGGGCUGGUCUUGGAGAUGAUCAGCAGCGGGAGGUGGGGGAUGCAGAAGUGGGGGACGAGGAUGGAGGGUGUUGGGAGGAGGAGGAUAAUCUUGGAGGAGAGGUUGAAGCUGAGGGCGGGAGGAGCUUGGGGGAGGAGAAGGCAGUAGAGGCUGGGUUCGACUUUCCCCCCACCACCACACACACACACCAAAUUCUCGUGACAUCAUUUUCUCCUACUGUACACUAAAUAGCUCGCUUUCCUCUUUCUUUUGUUACAGGUUCACCGUUGCGGAUCAUGGACCAUCUCGCGAUUUGGCGUCGACUCGGUGUGGCUCGCGCUCUUCGGCUUCGGGGUUCUGAGUCAAGGGAGGGAUCAGCGGACACAGGCAGAAAGUCGGCUUUGAGGGGCCAGGGACUGCCGAGGGGGAGGUUUUGAGGGACCUUCACCGCGUCUUGUUGUGACUGAGCAGAGACUUGGAGCGUCGAGGGUCGUGGUGGUUGCGCAGUCGUGCUCUUGUCUUCGUCUCGACCGAGUGGGAAGUGGCUGUGGGGUGGGCCUUCUGUCGUUAGUACAUUUCUUUUCUUUCUCUUUCUCUUUCUCUUUCUCUUUCUCUUCAUCUCUCUUUCACACUCUCAUUCGUCUCCUGGGGGGGAGCAACCGCUUGGCUAGGGCAUUUGAAUCCGAAUCUCGGAUUGGUGGACUUGGCUCGUUUCUCGCACUUUUGCGGGCGGUUUGUGUUAUCAUCGUAGUCUUCCAUCUAGUUUUUCCGUAGGCCGAAACAGGGGGAACAGGAAUUGGGGGCAAUAUGAUGAACGUUUUCUACAAAAAAAAAAGGUCAACUCGAAGGCACUGACAGCGAGGGAGAGGGAAGUUUGGUUCAAGCUGAUUCUCCGCUUCACCCCGACGCGCAAGCUCCAGCACGAGCAAAAGCACGACACUUCUCCCGCGUGCCUCGUCUGCGAAGCGCCGGUGGACGACACCGAUCACUACUUUUUCGGCUGUGUCGACUCGCGGAACGUCUGGACCGCGGCAAGGGGCGUGCUCUGCGACGCGCUCGGAUGCGACACGAUCGAGGACGCCGAGUACACGACACUACAACGACUCUUUGGCCUCCCCAAGCUCAAGGCCAAGCUCAGCGAACAGGAAGGCGCAGGCAGGACGAUCGAGAUCUUCACGGGGAUGGUCUUGGAGAUGAUCAGCAGUGGGAGAUGGAGGAUGCAGAAGCACGGGACGAGGAUGGAAAGCCUGGAGCGGAGGAGGGUGGUACUGGAGGAGAGGAUGAAGUUGAGGGCGGGGGGAGCAAGGGGCGGGCGAGGGCAGUAG
Microbotryum saponariae is the source of this 5887-nucleotide messenger RNA. The record is from the annotation of a GenBank genome assembly. Lineage: Eukaryota; Fungi; Basidiomycota; Microbotryomycetes; Microbotryales; Microbotryaceae.